Messenger RNA from Oxyura jamaicensis (ruddy duck), 2246 nucleotides. RefSeq names its product tubulin beta class I (gene TUBB). Gene Ontology annotation, biological process: mitotic cell cycle; microtubule cytoskeleton organization. The transcript is spliced from 4 exons. Gene Ontology annotation, cellular component: cytoplasm; microtubule. Gene Ontology annotation, molecular function: GTPase activity; GTP binding; structural constituent of cytoskeleton. NCBI's taxonomy places the organism in Eukaryota, Metazoa, Chordata, Aves, Anseriformes, Anatidae. Bases 147 to 1481 code for a protein of 444 amino acids. The record is from RefSeq and is a predicted model, not a curated record.
GGGGGAUCCGCCAUUGUCGCCGCCGCCGCGCUCGCAAUAGCGCUCCCGCCUUAAAGGGGCCGCGCCGCCGAACCGCCCAUCAGGACCGGGGAGGGGCCCACAGCUCCGGCACCGUCACCGCGCCCAGCCCUUCGCGCACCGCCGCCAUGAGGGAGAUCGUGCAUAUCCAAGCGGGACAAUGCGGCAACCAGAUCGGGGCCAAGUUUUGGGAGGUGAUCAGCGACGAGCACGGCAUCGACCCCACCGGCACCUACCACGGUGACAGUGACCUCCAGCUCGACCGCAUCAGCGUCUACUAUAAUGAAGCCACCGGGGGUAAGUACGUGCCAAGAGCCAUCUUGGUGGACCUGGAGCCAGGCACGAUGGACUCCGUGCGCUCGGGACCCUUCGGGCAGAUCUUCAGGCCAGACAACUUCGUUUUCGGCCAGAGCGGUGCAGGCAACAACUGGGCCAAGGGCCACUACACGGAAGGGGCUGAGCUGGUGGACUCGGUCCUGGACGUGGUGCGGAAGGAGGCGGAGAGCUGCGACUGCCUGCAGGGCUUCCAGCUGACCCACUCGCUGGGUGGCGGCACUGGCUCGGGCAUGGGGACCCUCCUGAUCUCCAAAAUCCGCGAGGAGUACCCCGACCGCAUCAUGAACACCUUCAGCGUCGUCCCGUCCCCCAAGGUGUCGGACACGGUGGUGGAGCCCUACAACGCCACCCUGUCGGUCCACCAGCUGGUGGAGAACACGGAUGAGACCUACUGCAUCGACAACGAGGCCCUCUACGACAUCUGCUUCCGCACCCUGAAGCUGACAACCCCCACCUACGGCGACCUCAACCACCUCGUCUCGGCCACCAUGAGCGGCGUCACCACCUGCCUGCGCUUCCCCGGGCAGCUCAACGCCGACCUGCGCAAGCUGGCGGUCAACAUGGUCCCCUUCCCGCGCCUCCACUUCUUCAUGCCCGGCUUCGCCCCGCUGACGUCCCGCGGCUCCCAGCAGUACCGCGCCCUCACCGUCCCCGAGCUCACCCAGCAGGUCUUCGACGCCAAGAACAUGAUGGCCGCCUGCGACCCGCGCCACGGCCGCUACCUCACGGUGGCCGCCGUCUUCCGGGGCCGCAUGUCCAUGAAGGAGGUGGACGAGCAGAUGCUGAACGUGCAGAACAAGAACAGCUCCUACUUCGUCGAGUGGAUCCCCAACAACGUCAAGACAGCCGUCUGCGACAUCCCGCCCCGCGGCCUCAAGAUGGCUGUCACCUUCAUCGGCAACAGCACGGCCAUCCAGGAGCUCUUCAAGCGCAUCUCGGAGCAGUUCACGGCCAUGUUCCGGCGCAAGGCCUUCCUGCACUGGUACACGGGCGAGGGCAUGGACGAGAUGGAGUUCACCGAGGCCGAGAGCAACAUGAACGACCUGGUGUCCGAGUACCAGCAGUACCAGGACGCCACCGCCGAGGAGGAGGAGGACUUCGGCGAAGAGGCUGAAGAGGAGACCUAAGGGGGCGGCCUCUGGUCAUCGUCCUCGGAGAGCCCUCGUCCUUCACUGCCACCAUCAUCGUCAACGUCGUCCUCGGAGAGCCCUCGUCCUUCAGCAUCGUCCUCGGAGAGCCCUCGGCCUUCACCGUUGUCACCGCAAAGCCCUCGGCCUUCGUCAUCGUACUCGGAGACCUUCAGCCUUCAUCACCGUCUGUAGGGAGCCCUCGGCUUUGGAGCCCUCUCCAUUGUCACCGGAGCAGCCUUUGGCCUUUGUCAUCGCCCUCGGUCAUCAGGGGGUCCCCAGAGCCCUCGUCCUCCAAGACCCUCCCAGUCCUUCAGCGCAAUCACAGCCUUCAUCCUUCAUCAGCAUCAUCGUCACCGUAGAGUCCUCGUCUUCGGGGCCUCCUCAUACUCUGCCAUCUCCUCACCAGAGCACCCCUCCCGCCCUCUCCAUUGUCACCGUCACCCGAAGGCCAACGUCACCACAAAGCCACCGGUGGCCCCUCCGUGUCCCCCUUGUCCCCGCGUCCCCCCCUGCCUGGGGGGGGUGACAGCACCACUAAAUUAUUGCAGCCCCCGGGCACCAAUUUCCCUGGUCUUUCCCCAAAACCAUUGCCCCGGCUGCAGGGGGUUCCAGGGUGGCCCUGUCCCCCGUGUCCCUGGCUGAGGGCUCUCCUGUCCCCUACGUGUCCCCUUCCCCCCAAUCCAUCCCAUUUUGGUUUUAUUUUUCCCUUUUUUUUUUUUUUUUCAUAUUGAAAAGCCGCCCCCGGGCGAGGAAUAAACCCGG